Molecule: messenger RNA, 1450 nt
Organism: Klebsormidium nitens
Lineage: Eukaryota; Viridiplantae; Streptophyta; Klebsormidiophyceae; Klebsormidiales; Klebsormidiaceae
Source: the annotation of a GenBank genome assembly
CUCGCCGACCCCGACCUCUAGGAUAACCGGACCAGGACUCGUUUUCCGUUCGCAUGCUGUGUUCAAAUUUGUGCGCCCUCACUCUGAAGCAGGACCCACGGGCCACAACACACGAGCACCAUUGGGGCUGGAGCCUGCGUGCUUGCUUUCUACGUGGUUGCUUUCACUGUUUCAGCUUCAGGAGGAGGGUCCACCUAGAAAGGACGCGGCACUUCGGACAAGCUGAAAAUUAUCACUGUAUCCUUCCUUAGGCGGCAUUCUGGAAUGCGCCAAGGAUUCCAAUAAAGUGAUACCCCUGUUUUCCAUCCUCAGCUAGCUGAGAAGUUGAUACUAGGAGGCAUUAGAGGGCUUCAAAACGCUCGGAACAAGAGCUUCAUUGGCUGGCAGUGCAUCACUUACUGGAUGUCAAAAUCCCUCUAUUUUUACCAUCACUAAAUCUGAGACUUCUGUACCCAGAGUUCAAGAGUAAAGUAGUCUUGUUUACUCAGUAAAGUGAACAUCAUGUCUGAAGAUGCCAACGGGUCAGGUGAUCCCGGGAGUCCUGGGGAAGGUGGAGAGUAUAUGCAGCAGGGCAACGAUGGCUCGUCCAUCAGGGAGCAGGACCGCUUUCUCCCAAUUGCCAACAUUGGCCGCAUCAUGAAGCGGGCUUUGCCAAGCAAUGGCAAGGUGGCCAAGGAUGCCAAGGAGACUGUGCAGGAGUGCGUCAGCGAGUUCAUCAGCUUCAUCACAAGCGAAGCAAGUGACAAGUGCCAGCGAGAAAAGCGGAAGACCAUCAACGGCGACGAUCUUUUGUGGGCAAUGAGCACGCUUGGCUUUGAGGACUAUGUGGAGCCGCUCAAAGUGUACCUACACAAGUACAGAGAGACUGAGGGUGAGAAGGCGUCGUUAGCCAAGCAAGGUGGAGGUGACAUGGGCAGAAAGGAGAAUGUCCAAAUGGGCUCAUAUCAUCAGGCGAUGCAACCCGGAUAUGGCGGACCAACGUAUGGAACUCAGUUUGCUCCUCCUCAGAGUGGGAAUCCAUACCAAAGCCAGCAACCGACUUCUGGUCCAUCAUAGCUUACGCAAGUAAGCAGAAACACCGGAACACUGUGGUGUUCAAGCACUCUCUUUGUAAUCAUGGCCCGUCACGAGCAUAGCAUGCUCACAAAAACAUUCUUUUCCUUUGUUGACUGGAGGUUCCCUCAAGUAUGGGCAGACUUUUGGGCUAGGCAGCGGACCACUUAGUGGGUCCGGUCACGACCAAUUUCAAAGUGACCAAUCAGGCUAUGUCAUGCUAACUUAGUAGUUCGUCACUUUCACACUCUGCUUGAUGACUCUCGUAUUUUUAAACAUGUACUUUCAAGUUUGGCAGUGCAGUUACCCUCCAUCUUAACCUGUGAAGAAAAUCAGCAUACAUGUUACAAGCUUUCAUAGACAUAGAUCAGUGAUACACGGUGUCACUCAGAUGCAG